AUGCCUGCGCCGUUCAUCCUCGUCGCGCCUGCUUCACGGGGCAUAGGCCUCGGCCUCGCAAGGCACUACCUCCGCACAACCUCUCUUCCAGUCUACGCGACCCACCGUGCACGCUCGCCUUCCUCUGUCAAAGCUCGCAUCCUCGAUGCCCCGCACUUGGACAACGUCGACAAAGACAGGCUCAGGCUGCUCGACUCGCUCGAGCUGACCGACGAAGCGAGCAUCAAGAACGUAGCGGACAAGCUCGCUGCGGACCUCAAAGAACGAGGCGGGGACGACCAUGCGGGCUGCAUCCACCGCGCGUGGUUCUGCGCGGGCAUCCUCCACCCGGAGAAGCGCUUCGAAGACCUGGACAACGGCCAGAUCCUGCAGACAUUCAAAGUGAACGUCGUCUCGCACUUGCUCGCGAUGAAGCACUUCUCUCGCUUCCUCCCGCCGCGCAACUCUCCCAGCAAGGAGCAAGCGAAGUGGAUCCACAUCUCCGCGCGCGUAGGAUCCGUGUCGGACAACAAGACCCUCGGCGGCUGGCCGAGCUACCGCUGCUCCAAGGCCGCACUCAACCAGGCCAUCCGGACGUUCGAUCUGAACUUGAAGACGAAGAAGCUGCCGGCUAUAUGCGCGGGCAUACAUCCCGGGACGGUGCACACGGACUUGGAUGGAGGUGCGUUCUGGCACGGACCCGACCCUGCGCGGGGCAAGUUCGAGCUUCCUGACGCCGUCGAGCGGAUAGCGCGAGUGGUCGAAGAGUUGGACGAGCACCAGCGAGGGAGGGUGUGGGACUGGAAGGCUGAAGAGGUGCUACCUUGA
Molecule: messenger RNA, 807 nt
Organism: Gloeophyllum trabeum ATCC 11539
Lineage: Eukaryota; Fungi; Basidiomycota; Agaricomycetes; Gloeophyllales; Gloeophyllaceae
Product: NAD P-binding protein
Exons: 2
Coding region: 1-807 (268 amino acids)
Source: RefSeq, a predicted model, not a curated record